Etheostoma cragini (Arkansas darter) is the source of this 1555-nucleotide messenger RNA. It is a transcript of the gene s1pr1, whose product is annotated as sphingosine-1-phosphate receptor 1. Gene Ontology annotation, cellular component: membrane. Bases 83 to 1225 code for a protein of 380 amino acids. The record is from RefSeq and is a predicted model, not a curated record. NCBI's taxonomy places the organism in Eukaryota, Metazoa, Chordata, Actinopteri, Perciformes, Percidae. Gene Ontology annotation, molecular function: sphingosine-1-phosphate receptor activity. Gene Ontology annotation, biological process: angiogenesis; sphingosine-1-phosphate receptor signaling pathway. The transcript has 2 exons.
CAGGACAAUGUCCCGGUCCCGGACCGUCUCUGCGUGUCCUCGCCGUCCCUCCCGGCCGUGAAGCGCGCCCCCUGCUGGACCCAUGGCCGAUCCCGGGUCCGGGUCCUGGUCCUGGUCCGGGUCCUCCGACCUCAUCGCCAAACACUACAACUACACGGGGAAGUACCGCGCGGCGGCGGCGGCGGCGGCGGGGGGGCUGAAGGCCGACUCCGUGGUCUUCAUCAUCGCGUGCGGCUUCAUCAUCCUGGAGAACGUGCUCGUGCUCGCGACCAUCUGGCGCACCAAGAAGUUCCACAAGCCCAUGUACUACUUCAUCGGGAACCUGGCGCUGUCCGACCUGCUCGCGGGCGGCGUGUACACCGCCAACAUCCUGCUGUCGGGCGCCAACACCUACCGCCUCACGCCUGCGCAGUGGUUCUUCCGCGAGGGCAGCAUGUUCGUGGCGCUCGCGGCGUCCGUGUUCAGCCUGCUGGCCAUCGCCAUCGAGCGCCACCUCACCAUGCUGCAGAUGAAGCUGCGGCACGGCGGCGGCGCGCCGCGCGUCUUCCUGCUGAUCGGGGGCGUGUGGAUGGUGGCGGCGAUGCUGGGGGGGCUGCCGGGCGCGGGCUGGAACUGCAUCCAGCGGGUCACGCGCUGCUCCACCGUGCUGCCGCUCUACCACAAGACCUACAUCCUGUUCUGCACCACCGUGUUCAGCGUCAUCCUCGCCGCCAUCGUGGUGCUUUACGCGCGCAUCUACGCGCUGGUGCGCACGCGCAGCCGCAAGCUCGUCUUCCGCCAGGUUGCCAACGGGCGCGGCGGCGGCGGCGAGAAGUCUCUGGCGCUGCUGAAGACGGUGAUCAUCGUGCUGAGCUGCUUCAUCGCGUGCUGGGCGCCGCUCUUCGUGCUGCUGCUGCUGGACGCGGCGUGCGAGACGCGGCGCUGCCCGGUGCUGUACCGGGCCGAGUGGUUCCUGGCGCUCGCGGUGCUCAACUCCGCCAUGAACCCGCUCAUCUACACGCUGACCAGCCACGAGAUGCGCCAAGCCUUCUUCAAGACGCUGCUGUGCUGCACCGCGUGCCUGCGUCCCGGCGCCAAGCUCGGGGGGGGGGGCAGCGCCGCCGCCGCCGCGCCCGUCGAGUUCAGCCGCAGCAAGUCGGACACCUCCCCCCCCCCCCACCGGGACGCAGAGGCGUCGCCGCGGGAGACCACCACCACCACAGCGGCGUCCUCAGGGAGCGUCUAAACAGUCUGUAGUCAGACGUAGAGUUAGUGUUUGUACAGGUGAUGUCAUGCAGGUGAUGAUGUCAUGCAGGUGAUGAUGUCAUGCAGGUGAUGAUGUCAUGCAGUGGUAGGUAACCCCCGGUCAGCUGUUUAUGUCCCAGAGGAAUCUCUAAUCUCUGUCCUGGCUACAUGGCGUCUGAAAGGACCGCCUCUCCAACGGCGCCAACACGCCGACUCGGGUCUGUCUCCGUGGGACGGUCUGGCGAGGACGCCUACUCGAGUCAGUCUCCGUGGGACGGUCUGGCGAGGACGCCGACUCGAGUCUGUCUCCGUGGGACGGUCUGGCGAGGAC